GGCGGAGAGAUAGUCGGGAGCGCCGCCCCUUCCUCGUCCGAUGGCGGUCAUUCCCGAAUCCUUCAGCCACGUGUUGGCGGAGUUGGAUUCCCUGGACCCCUUGUUGUCCGCUCUCAGGUUGGAUUCCAGUCGCCUGAAGUGCACGUGCGUAGCCGUGUCGCGGAAAUGGCUGGCUCUGGGAAGCUCGGGAGGAGGCCUCCACCUCGUCCAGAGAGAAGACUGGAAACAGAGGCUCUAUCUGACCCAUCAGGAAGGUGCCGUUUCCCAGGUGGCCUGGUGCCCCCAUGACGAAGAUUACAUCGCUGUGGCGACCAGCCAGGGCCUGGUGGUGGCCUGGGAGCUGAAUCGGGAACGUCGAGGGAAGUCCGAACGGAUCUGCGUGUCGUCGGAGCACCGAGGGCGGACCGUUACGGCCCUCUGUUGGGACGCGGCCGCUUUCCGGGUGUUCGCGGGCGAUCACGCGGGGAAAGUGUCCGCCAUGAAGAUCAACACAUCCAAGCAAGGAAAGGCCGCGGCCGCCUUCGUGAUGUUUCCGGUCCAGGUUAUCACCAGGGUUGACUCGCGAAUCGUGCAGCUCGAUCAUCAGGAGGGGAGGCUGCUCAUAUCGUCACGCACUCGCUCCUUCUUAUGCGACACCGAGAGGGAAAAGUUCUGGAAAAUCGGGAACAAGGAGCGGGACGGCGACUACGGAGCGUGUUUCUUCCCGGGCCGGAGCAGCGCGGGCCAGGGGCCGCUCGUCUACUGCGCCCGCCCCGGCUCGCGCAUGUGGGAGACGACCCUGGAGGGCGAGGUCCUCAGCACCCAUCAGUUCAAGCAGCUGCUCGCCUCCCCUCCUCUUCCCGUGGUUUCGCUCAGGACCGACCUUCAGUAUAGCAACGUUCCCGGCUCACCCCAGUCUCUGUCCUUUGCCAAACUCCUGUACUUGAGUGAGCACUGUGUGAUGACCUGGACCGAAAGGGGCAUCUACAUCUUCGUGCCGCAGAGCGUCCACGUUCUGCUGUGGAGCGAAGUCAAAGAUAUUCAGGACGUGGCCGUCCACAGGAACGAGCUGUUCUGCCUGCACACAACGGGGAAAUUGUCGCAUUUGUCGUUGCUGGCCGUGGAGCGGUGCGCGGCCCGCCUGCUCAGGAGGGGCUGCUGGGGCCUGGCCGCCCGCGUCUGCUGCCUCUUCCAGAACUCCAUCCUUCCCAGCAGAGUACGGAAAACUUUACCCGUCGACAAGCUGGAGCACUUGAAAUCCCAACUGGACGCCUCCACCCAAGGCGACCUCAUCGCCCAGCUGGACGACACGAUUUCCAAGCUGGAACCUCUAGGUUCUGCCUGCAGCAGCAGAAGGAGCUCCAUUUCAUCGCACGAAAGCUUCAGCGUCCUGGACUCUGGCAUCUAUCGGGUCAUUAGUCGAAGAGGCAGCCAGUCCGACGACGACUCUUGCUCCCUGCACAGCCAGACCCUUUCGGAAGAUGAGCGACUUAAAGAGUUCACCUCCCAUCAGGAGGAAGACCAAGCCGACCAGGACCAUGUCUCUCAUGCUUCAGCGCUGGCCGAGACCGAUCGGAACGAAACUUUCCUCCCAUUCAGUAUCCCAUUGUCAUUUCGUUCUCCAUCUCCUCUCGUCUCCCUCCAGGCCGUCAAGGAAAGCGUCUCCAGCUUCGUGCGGAAGACGACCGAGAAGAUCGUCACCCUCCACCCGGGCCCCGACCCAAGAGGGAGAGCGGAGCCCAGAGACGACGAGGCCACCCGGGAGGAGGUGGUCGACGCGGUCGCCGUCCCCUGCCUGCAGGCCGAAGAGAACGAGAUCGAAGUAAGUAAUGAACCUCCAGAAGAAGACCAACUUCGGGAGCUCAAGUUGGCGACGGCGGAAACGAGAACCAAGCUCCAAGAUCCCCUUGUGGUGUUUGAGCCAGCGUCCCUGCGAGAGGCUUUGCGGGAAUGGCUCGUCUGCCUAGAGAAAACAUUUGACCCCAAGGAAAUCUCCCGCCUGGCACAGGAGGAGCAGAAGGAGGAGGAAGAGGAGGAGGAGGAGAGCGACUCUUUAGGGAAGAAAGGCCGGAAAACAUUUGACCCCAAGGAAAUCUCCCGCCUGGCACAGGAGGAGCAGAAGGAGGAGGAAGAGGAGGAGGAGGAGAGCGACUCUUUAGGGAAGAAAGGCCGGGAAGAAUCUCUUCCCCGCGAAUCCCAAAGCACCAUUUUGGCAUCAGGCCUCGGGCAGAACCCGAGCUGCAGCGAAGAUCCCGGAGGCAAAGGAGCCCGGGAAACGGCUGGGGAUUUGGAGGAAGCCUCAAGAAGCCGUUGUUUCCGAGUCUCUUCUCCUUGUUUCAUAGACGAGGACGUGCGGAGGGACUUGGGACAGCUGGCCAGUCUGUGUCUGGAGUUAAACGUGUCCACGGCUGAGAGCGGGUGGACGGGAGGCCCCGGUGACCGAGCCAGCCAGUCGCCCGCUCCCUGGCCCCCAGCCUGCCAAUUCAUCCAGAAUUUCUUUUUCCUCCUGGAUCUGAAGAGAGUAAAGCAGUGCGUCCGAACUAGUUACGCCGACAAUCCCAGGGUCUGGGAGACGUACGUCGACGGGUUGAAAGAACUGACUGAGUCUGGUCCUGUGUGUCAGGCAAUAGAAGCUGGAGAUCUCCCGGCCGUAAUGACCCUGUUAGAUGACCUGUCCCCCUGGGAUAGCCCUCUGCUUCUGGGUCACGCUGCAAGGUUGUAUGAGAAAUUUGGGGAAAGAGCUCUGCGGCCCUUAAUCCGGUUCUACCCCUCCAUCCUGCCGGCGGACAUCAUGUGUCUGUGUCGCCACGAUCCCGCUCAUUUUUUGGCCUAUUUGGAUCAUCUCGUCAAAUCAAGGCCCGAAGACCAAAGGAUGGCUUUCCUCGAGUCGCUUCUCCAGCCCGAGUCUCUCCGGUUGGAUUGGCUGGUCUGGGCAGUCUCCCAUGAGGGCCCGCACCCCCGGAGCACUGUAGACAACGAAGGGAACCCCAGGCCGCAGUCCCACCUGUGCUCUUGGGGUUACAGUCACCUGAUUCUGCUGCUGAUCAAACUCCCGGCCGACUUUGCCACCAAAACGAAAAUGGCCGACAUCUGUAAGUCUUCCGGCUUCUGGCCCGGUUACCUCUCUCUCUGUGUGGAACUGGAUAGAAGAAGAGAAGCCUUGACCAUUAUCGUGCACCUGGACGACAUGAGCCUAAUAGAUGGAGAAAAUGGUGUGAUCCCGGAGGCUGUGGAGGAGUGGAAACUGCUCCUUCACCUGGCCCAGCGUGGCCGGGCCCGCGAGGAAUCUCCCAAUGGAAGUCCGGGCCCCGACGUUCCCCGGAGCAUCCACGGGGAAAGCGUGGCCCUCCUCCUGGCCAAGGCCGUGGGCCCCAACCGGGCCUGGCCCCUGCUGCACGAGUGUGGGCUGGCGGGCCACUUGUCGGAAACUUUUACCCACCACUGUGACAUCCUGAGGAUUGCCGAGACAAGGCAGAGGGCCCUGAUCCAGAGCAUGCUGGAAAAAUGCGACCGAUUUCUCUGGUCCCAGCAGGCCUAGCCGGCGGGGAUGGGACGGGGGGAGUUGGGAAGACACACGGAGAAGCCUUCACGGAUCACCGAGCCAAGUGCUCCGGAGAGAGACGAAAGCAGAGGCCGGCUGGUCUCUCACUUAGAGAAGCAGCGUGGCUCAGUGGAAAGAGCCCGGGCUCUGGAGUCAGAGGUCGUGGGUUCAAA
Molecule: messenger RNA, 3693 nt
Organism: Tachyglossus aculeatus (Australian echidna)
Lineage: Eukaryota; Metazoa; Chordata; Mammalia; Monotremata; Tachyglossidae
Gene: HPS5
Product: HPS5 biogenesis of lysosomal organelles complex 2 subunit 2
Exons: 22
Coding region: 41-3517 (1158 amino acids)
Biological process (GO): developmental pigmentation
Cellular component (GO): cytoplasm
Molecular function (GO): protein binding
Source: RefSeq, a predicted model, not a curated record